Molecule: messenger RNA, 429 nt
Organism: Zychaea mexicana
Lineage: Eukaryota; Fungi; Mucoromycota; Mucoromycetes; Mucorales; Lichtheimiaceae
Exons: 3
Coding region: 117-347 (76 amino acids)
Source: RefSeq, a predicted model, not a curated record
UGUUAUCGAUGAAGCUGGCUUUUCAUCUUCUUAUCCGUCAUACCCAAACAUGGAACCAACAAACCAUUGUAUAACAUAUACAAAGGUUGUUCAACACGUACUGUGUGCACUGGUCAAUGAUGUUACCGGAUGCAUGGUGUAUACUCCUCUUGUGUAUUACAACAUUCAUUCGUACAAAGCUUUUCCCCGGACAAAGCACAGCCAACAGCGAUGUCGCAUUUGAAGAUACAGAUGCAAAAGUACAAAAUGUAGGUCGUAGUCGUUUUCAAACGUCGACAGCCGUCACUGACAGCAGCAUCUCUAGUUUAUCUAUAAACUGCUUUUGUCUGGUUAUCAAGAGUACUUGAACUACCGUUUUGCUUUAGACCCAAUGUAUGUGUGUAGAGGCUGGACCUGAGCGUCAGCGAAAUAGCGACUACUGUACUUGUG